Molecule: messenger RNA, 5105 nt
Organism: Acanthoscelides obtectus
Lineage: Eukaryota; Metazoa; Arthropoda; Insecta; Coleoptera; Chrysomelidae
Source: the annotation of a GenBank genome assembly
GCUACAGUCUACAAAUUAAAAUUUUAAUUAUUGAUUUAUAUAUAUAUAUAUAUCCACGAUUUGCUCAAAUAUGAAGUUGAUGUGGAAUUUGAUGUAAGUCUUACAACACCACAACACCCUCAUACUGAACCAUUUUAGGUUAUUUUUGGUUUCUAAGCAGCAAACAUGUCGGAGAGCGAAAGUUCGACCCAAACAGAAGAAAAAGUUGUAUUCAAACGUAAGAAGAAUCGUAAGGUAUUACGACAGAGAAUCAAAACUGAGGAAAGUGAUGAUGAAAGUUCAGAGCAGGUGAGUUCCAAAUUGUCAGAGAUGAGGGAGCUGCAGAAAUUGAGAGAGCGUCCAAAUGGUGUUAGUAUUGUAGGACUAGCUCUAGGAACCAAAAUUCCACCAGAAGAAGAGAUCAUAGUGAAAGACCAUUUCAAUGUGCAAAUAGGAGGUAUGAUAAAUAUGCAAGCAUUAAAAAAUGGUAAAUUGAAGCAAGUUGAUGAUGCCUAUGAUACUGGCAUAGGAACCCAGUUUUCUGUAGAAACCAACAAAAGGGAUGAAGAUGAAGAAAUGAUGAAGUUCAUAGAAGAUCAGUUGUCUAAGAGGAAGGGCAAAGAAACAACUACCAAAGAAGGUGAAACACAAGGUAAUAGUAGUUCCACAUACCUAAGCCCUGAAGAAGCAGCUUUACAGUCAGUACCUACCCAUUUAAGAGAGUCGUCCACAAAGCGUUCAGAAGAGAUGUUGUCAAACCAGAUGCUAAGUGGCAUACCAGAGGUGGACCUGGGAAUUGAGGCCAAAAUUAGAAAUAUUGAAGCGACAGAAGAGGCGAAGUUGAAGUUAUUGAUGGAAGAGAAGAACAAGAAGGAUGGACCAUCACAAUUUGUUCCUACAAAUAUGGCAGUGAAUUUUGUUCAGCAUAACCGAUACAGAACAGGCUUUUCAAUGAAAAACAACUUAGGACACAAACGGGUUUAUUAAAGGAAAAUACCAAAGUUAACUGUAAAUCUUCUGAAUUCCAGUUGAGGUAAAAGUACGCAAUCCACGGCACCGGGGAAAAUUUAACAUUGACCAGGCCGAAGUUCCAGCAAAGAAAAAAAAAAUUGAAGCUGAACCUGGCAAAACAGCAAAAAAUGAAAGGGCAACGGAUGACUAUCAUUAUGAAAAGUUCAAGAAACAAUUUAGGAGGUAGUUAAUAAGUUGUGCUGUGUGAGCGUCUAAAUCACAUUUUAGUUACAUUGAACAUACAGUGUACUUGGCAUACUGGUAAAUAUCUCGUACGUAUGUGGUGCAAAAGUAAGAUAUACAAACAUAGAUAAAUAACAGCUUUAAAAGUUAUGCCAAUAGUAAACAUGAAACGAAUGAAAAUUGGUACCAAUGCUUUGCGUUUUUUUCUUUAUGAACAAAAGAACAUUCCAGUGGUUGCCACAGAUGAAACAGCAAAGCAGAUUAAAGGCAAUAAGUGAAGAAAGAUUAGGACUUAAUAUUUUCAGCACCUGUACAAGGCUGUCUUAAGUUCUUAUCACGUGUUCGUCUCAAGCUUUUUAAUGUGUUUUGCGAUAAAAUAAGUAAUUUGAAUUUUUAUUUUCAUAAUUUUUUUAUUAAACUAGCCAAUAGUGAUCAUGGAUUUGACCUUGAUAGUGACCUUGAAGAUUGUGGUCAAGGUCAGGUAUAUUUUUAAUAAUGGCGGUACACCUUGUUUGUCACCAGGAAUAUGGAUAAAGCGACAUAUCUACUUUUAUGUAGUCCUCCUAUAAAACCCUCAAGCCCCCAAUUAGGAUAUUAUCAUACUUUGUAAUGUUGACUGAGAAGUAAAAUUGUCGUUGAGGUUCAUUCCAGACUAGCCAUUGUGAACCUGGAUCUGCCCAUGACCAUGACCUUGAAGGUUAUGUGGUCAGGUUCAUCAUUUUUUUAAUUGAGGCAGUGAUGCGGUUUAUUUUGACUGGCUAAUAAUGGGUAUUGCUUUGACUAGACCUAGAUUUUCUAGGAUCCGAAGUAUUUCUUCUAUGAGGUGUUAUGAAGUAAUAAAAGGGUAUUGUUGAAAUAUAGGCUAAAGGCUAGGGUGAUGGGGGUUUUUGAGGAGGUCUGGCAUUUCUACUGUGAAUAGUGUAUAGGCAUGCGGAGAUUAGAGGCCAGUCAAAGCAAGAUAUAUUACCGCGUCAGUCAAAAUAAGCCACAUCGUUGCCAACAAGGAUGUCCCACUUGAAAGUUUGACUUGACCUUGACCAUAACCUUCAAGGUCACGGUCAAAUUCAUGUUGACCAUUGCUCAGUCUGGAACCAGCCUCAAAAACAGUACUUUUUACUUACCUGUCAACAUUACAAGUUAUUAUAAUAUCCUACUUCUAUCAAUACACUCUAAUUGCGGUGGUUUACUGUCAAAUGUUGCGUUUCCAAAAUGCUCAUUGACUACAUGAAAGUAGAUUUUUCGAUUUGUCCAUUUUGCUGGUAGAGAAGUAGUAUGUACCCCAUCUAAAAACUUAACUUGACCCUAACUAUAAGCUUCGAGAUAUCUAUCAAAGUUAAAACCAUCACCACUGGCCAUGCUGGGAGAAAUCCUAACAAUUGAAUGUUUUACUUAUUAUAUGUAAUACUAAUUUAAAUUUUAUGUUCUCCCAUAUCUAUCAAUAACCUCUACUUGGGAGGCUUCUGGCUUCCGUAGGAGUCGGUAAGGGGUUUCUAGAGAUUGGCACCAUUGGAACUGAAUCGCCAUGGUGGAAACUACCUUCUAUGCAAAAUUUCAAAUAAUUUAGCUGAAACCCAUUUUUCAUAAGAAAACUGCGGAGGUUUUUGAUAUGAAGGUUGGCGUGAAAAAAAAUCAUGGUCUAUAAGCAGGACUUUUGUAAAAUAACUCAAAUUUCAAGUUAAUCGCACCUAUAAAAUGUUGGCAUUUGAAUAUUUUAGAACAUAUGUAUUUUAAACCUUCAUAAAAAUUUUCUUAUUCAUUUUAAUACCUGAUUAUUUUUAGAUACCCAAACUUCGCAAUUUUGGCAUUUUUGUUCAUAAUUCAUCUAUUUGCGUAUAUUUUAUAUGAGCGCAAUAUUACCACCCUCAAAUCUAGAAUAAAAUACACCAGGAUCAAACUAAGAUACAAAAAAAGUGACCACAGUGAAGCAAGACACUUCUAUUUUUACAUGAUUUGUGAGUCAAUAGUCUGGAUUUGGUUUCCAUUGUCAUUUUACAUAAUCCCACUUACUUUUUCCAGUUAUUGCACAGAUUUUAAAUGUUAAAUUUCAUAUCGUGUCAUGCAUCUACAAUUCCGGCCGCACACAGAUCCAUACAUUUUGUAUCGAAACAGUUUCGGUCUGCUUUGACUACUUGCACUCUGCACAUAGGUCGAAGCAUUUUUAAUUUAAAACAACUUUUUUGUACACCAUCAUAUUAUACAACCGGCACCCGUAUUAUGUAUCUUGAAAAGCCUCAUUAUCGGUUUGUUCGUACAAUGGUCGGUGUGACUGGGUGUGGGAUCCGGCCGUGUUAAUUCCAUCUAUUUAGCAUAGCAGAUUGAACUGAAUUCAUGUGGCGGGAUCUUGGACACCUAAAAAGCCUUAAAUUCUUUAAAACUCUACAGUUAUCCACUUGAGAAAAUACAACUUUAUUCAGUAGGACUUUUCAUAUAAAAAAGACGUGGCAUGAAAAUCUAUAUUAGACCUUGCAACUUUUAUAUCAAACUUUUUAUUAACAGUCGAUCAUACAAAGCACAUAGGCAGGGCUCGUUUUUAGAACUUCGGCCUGCAUACAAAAAAAACGCCAAUACAUUUUCAUCACUUUAUUUAUACAGUCUGCUGUUUACAUACAAUUACUUUUCCAUGUCACUCAUCAUUAUCACAGUUAAAAUCUAGUAGAUACUUAGUAGGUUUAGGUCUACAUUGUCACUUUUAUUUAUUAUGUGUAUGUCCGGGUCUAUACUUCAUUAAAUCGAUGUUGUUCACUUUUUGUAAAUCUAAAAUUAUUACUUUUCACAUCACACUUUUCAGGUUAAAAAUCAAUUAAUAGGAAUUGAUACUGGUUAAAAUGACACGUCCACACUUUGAGAAAGUCACUUUUUUGUAAAAUUGGUUGGUACACGACAAUUUUCAGAUAGAAAAGAUCACUAUAUUCUCAUAAAUGGAGGAUGGUAAAACGUUUCAGACAUUCCUAAACAAAAAAGUGACAGCACUUUUUACGUCAUCCAAAAAUUAAGAUAUUAACAAAAUAGAUAUGAUUCUGUAUUCAUUGUAGUGAGUGAUAUUUGCAUAGCAGGUACGAACUUUCUCAUAUUUUGUCUACUAUAUCAGUACAUUCGUUAGUUAAAUUCCAUAACUCAAGUUGUAAUCCUUGGUAAAUGAUUGUGAGCCUAAUGUCUAUUUGAUUAUCUUCUUUGAAAGCAUCAUUACUAUUAGCGUAUUAUUAAAUGUUAUAAGGAUGUUGACUGAAGACUAGCUAUACAUUUUACUUGCCCAGUAAUAAAUAUUGCUUAAACUGUGAAAAUCCAUUAAUUAGGUGUUUCAGAAAUAUUGUCGUUAAAGACGCAUGAUGUUACUCCUAUACCUACCAAGGCAUCCACUCAACCUUGUGCUUAUAGCUCACUAUAAACACGACUGAGCACUCGAAACUAUAAUUUUGUUUUUGCUGAAAUGAAACGACAAAGCUAACUAAAACAAAAAAUUGAACAUUACUCAGAGUCCCACCCACUUGCUUGCAAGCCCCUCCUGGUUGAUGCGAAUCCCACCCAUUUGAGACGUACCCCGUAUCUUAGUAUACUUUGAGUUGGUGUUUCUCGUCGAAACCUGCAGAAUGGCCUGCGUUUCUCACUAUGAAAGUGGAACCGUCGUAGUGCAUGCGUCUUUCCCCUCUCCGCACAAAUAGGUGGCGAGUUUGCCCCAUCGAACCGGUACAGUGCAUGUAAGGGGUCGAAACAGAAGCUGAGCCAUUGGUGGGAGAAGUGCGGAGAGAGUAUUUGUUGCUGUUGCGACCCACACGAACCAAACCUGUAAUAAAUAAUAGAAACAAUGAGUAUUUCGUGCAGCUACUAAAAUCAUCUCUCCUUCUACUUUUUGUAUUUUUUGACCAAAGGUUGUACUUGAAUUGGUCUUGGGCAUUGAGGAUCAAUAUUUAACUAAUGGGACUAUUGGGAACUGG